This is a messenger RNA of Oppiella nova, 545 nucleotides long. NCBI's taxonomy places the organism in Eukaryota, Metazoa, Arthropoda, Arachnida, Sarcoptiformes, Oppiidae. The record is from the annotation of a GenBank genome assembly.
CUCGCUCUGAGAUCCGGGAGAAGAGGGAAAGGGAGUGACUCUCGCGCUGAGAGCAGUGAAAGCACUCUUGGCUUCUGCUCUCCUCUACUGUGCGUUCAGUUGCGCUCCUGUGCUCGCGCUGUAAACAUCUCUCAACAAUGACCGCAACGUCUUCGCAGACCACAACUCAUGACGUCACUCACUUUCCCUUGACUCCGCCCUCGAGUCCCGAAACGCCGCCAAAACGCUUCGAUUUCCACCGAUUCGCGGAGUCGGCGGUCGAGGGAGUCGUCGGCCGCCACUCGGCGUCCGCUCCGGCCGUCGUCUUCUCGCGCUAUUCGGGGCGACCGAAGAAAGAGUUCGUUUGUCGCUUCUGUUGCCGGCGCUUCACAAAGUCCUACAAUCUGCUGAUCCACGAGCGCACGCAUACCGACGAACGGCCCUUCGAGUGCGACGUCUGCGGGAAGGCCUUCCGACGGCAGGACCAUCUCCGCGACCACCGGUCAGUAUCGCAGAUGUCUUUAAACACCUUUGUGUUGAGUGUUGAGAGGCAGCAAAGAGAGCAC